AUGUUGUUCCGGUGGUGCCCCUUAGUGGCUCUGGCCAUCGCUUCUGGCACAGCUGCUACAGAGCAGAGCUGGGAAUCAUCGCCAUACUACCCGUCACCAUGGACUAAAGGAGAGGGCGAGUGGGAAGCUGCCUAUCAAAAGGCUGUCUCCUUCGUCUCGCAGCUUACGCUGGACGAGAAGGUCAACUUGACAACCGGUGUUGGAUGGAUGCAAGAAUCUUGCGUUGGUCAAGUCGGUUCAAUUCCGCGUCUUGGUUUCCGUUCCCUGUGUAUGCAGGAUGGCCCUCUGGGUAUCCGGUUUGGUACGGAAGCUCGAAUGGACAUUUUCCUUUACCUAACUUGCAAUACUAACUUCUAUCUACCUUAUGUAGGUGACUACGUUACUGCGUUCCCGGCUGGAAUCAACGUUGCUGCCACAUGGAGCAGAGAACUAGCCUACCUUCGAGGAAAAGCCAUGGGAGAGGAGUUUCGUGGUAAGGGUGCAGACGUGAUACUUGGGCCUGCAAUCGGCCCUAUAGGGCGCGCGCCAGAAGGAGGACGAAAUUGGGAAGGCCUUGGGCCUGAUCCAGUCCUGGCUGGUAAGCUCGUUGCAGAGACGAUCAAGGGUAUGCAGAAAUCGGGCGUGAUUGCAUGUGCAAAGCACUUUAUCGCCAAUGAACAAGAACGAUUCCGGAUUGCUGCCGAAGCUCAAGGGUAUGGGUUCGACAUUGCAGAGAGUAUAAGCUCUAACGUUGACGAUGUGACAAUGCAUGAGAUAUACCUAUGGCCCUUUGCUGAUGCUGUUAAAGCUGGGGUAGGUUCAAUCAUGUGCUCCUACAACCAGAUCAACAACAGCUAUGGCUGUGGAAACAGUUACACGCAGAACAAGUUGCUCAAGGGCGAACUUGGAUUCCGUGGUUUCAUCAUGUCAGACUGGCAAGCACACCACAGCGGUGUUGGUUCUGCCUUUGCUGGAUUGGACAUGUCUAUGCCCGGUGACACUUUGUUCGGCACGGGUGUCUCCUAUUGGGGUGCCAACCUCACCAUUGCCGUUGCCAAUGGAACCAUUCCUGAAUGGAGAGUCGACGACAUGGCCGUCCGUAUCAUGGCUGCCUACUACAAAGUUGGCCGUGACCAAGUUCAAGUCCCCAUCAACUUCAACUCAUGGACCACCGAUGUCGAGGGCUACCAGCAUGCACUCGUGAAAGAAGGAUAUGGAGUAGUCAAUCAGAGGGUGAAUGUUCGUGACCAUCAUGCACAGAUAGCCCGUCGUGUGGCCAGGGAUAGUACUGUUCUCUUGAAGAACAAAGGUGUCCUCCCUCUCACUGGAACGGAGCAGUUCACAGCCAUCAUUGGAGAAGAUGCAGGCCCCAAUAUUAACGGGCCAAACAGCUGCCCUGACCGUGGGUGUGAUAAUGGAACCCUUGCAAUGGGAUGGGGUAGUGGAACGACAAACUUCCCUUAUCUUGUGACUCCAGAUGACGCUAUCCAGCGUGAAAUCGUGGGCAAGGGCGUUGGAAAUGUCAUGUCUGUUCUCCAAAAUGGUGACUUCAAAAACAUUCAGGCAGUGGCUGGUCAGGCCGAUGUUGCCCUUGUUUUCAUUAACUCGGACUCCGGUGAAGGGUAUAUUUCCGUUGACGGCAAUGAAGGUGACCGGAAGAACCUGACUACUUGGAAGGGAGGUGAUGAGAUGGUCAAGCAGGUGACAUCUGUCUGCAAUAACACCGUACUUGUCAUCCAUUCCAGUGGUCCAAUCCUGGCUGGCCAGUGGCACGAUAAUCCAAAUAUCACUGCCAUUCUCUGGGCAGGUCUCCCUGGCCAGGAAAGUGGAAAUGCCCUGGUUGAUAUCCUUUACGGCAAAGAGAAUCCUGGUGGUAAAUCGCCAUUUACCUGGGGCAGGGCUGCCGAAGACUAUGGUACCACGAUCUUGAGGGAGCCAAACAACGGAAAGGGUGCACCGCAGCAUCUAUUCUCAGAGGGUAUCAUGUUUGAGUACAGGCACUUCGACCAGAAGAAUAUCACUCCUGUCUACGAGUUUGGAUACGGGCUGAGCUAUACCACUUUCUCCUACUCAGACCUGAGAGUAAGGCCGAUGCGUGCCAAUAAGUAUGUGCCUGCCACCGGCAUGACCAAACCAGCACCACGACUGGGCCACUCCUCGACCAAAUAUGCCGACUACCUGUUCCCUGGUGGCUUCAAGGGGGUAACAAAAUACGUAUACCCCUGGCUCACGUCGACUGAUCCCAAGGAGGCGUCCGGAGACAAAAAUUACGGAAUGCCCCUCGAGGACUAUGUGCCUCCAAAUGCAAACAACGGCGAUGCACAGCCCGUUCUCCCCGCCAGUGGUGUUCCUGGCGGAAACCCCGGUUUGUUUGAAGACUUGUAUGAGGUCUCAGCUGUCAUCACCAAUGAUGGGGACAGGGUAGGCGAGGAAGUCCCACAGCUGGUACGUAACCUUUCUUUCUUCCCCCCUAUUCUCUCUUAA
Messenger RNA from Trichophyton benhamiae CBS 112371, 2463 nucleotides. RefSeq names its product beta-glucosidase, putative. The transcript has 4 exons. Gene Ontology annotation, biological process: glucan catabolic process. Gene Ontology annotation, molecular function: beta-glucosidase activity. Bases 1 to 2463 code for a protein of 820 amino acids. NCBI's taxonomy places the organism in Eukaryota, Fungi, Ascomycota, Eurotiomycetes, Onygenales, Arthrodermataceae. The record is from RefSeq and is a predicted model, not a curated record.